Molecule: messenger RNA, 1453 nt
Organism: Gasterosteus aculeatus aculeatus (three-spined stickleback)
Lineage: Eukaryota; Metazoa; Chordata; Actinopteri; Perciformes; Gasterosteidae
Gene: cst7
Product: cystatin f
Biological process (GO): positive regulation of myelination; immune response; negative regulation of microglial cell activation
Cellular component (GO): late endosome; Golgi apparatus; lysosome
Molecular function (GO): cysteine-type endopeptidase inhibitor activity
Source: RefSeq, a predicted model, not a curated record
AAGAAGAGUGAAGAAACUAACGUGACAGUUUGCUGAUCUGUGGUCGCCGCCUCACAGGAAGUCCACGCAGACGCAUUCAGAGUGCAUGAUGGGACUGAGGACGCUGCUGCUCGUCUCCCUGUUCGCUGCGCUGGAGCCCAUGCUGGCGGCGGGCAGCCAUCGGGGCCGCUCCAUGCCCGGCUCCCCGGUCAACAUCAGCAGGGAGGACCGCGGCCUCCGGCGCGCCGUUCUCGCCGCCGCCCAGUUCUUCAACAACCAAUCAAACGACGCGUUCCUCUUCAAACCCUCAGCCGUCCUCGGAGCACAGCGGCAGAUCAUCAAGGGGAUUCGGUACUUCGUAGAUCUGGAGAUCUCCAGAACCGUCUGCCGUAAACGAGACGACAACAACAGCAAUCUGUCCAGCUGUGACCUUCAGCCUGCAGGUCGGCUGCAGCAGACGAUCCAGUGCCACACAGAGGUCUGGGUGAUCUCCUGGCAGAACGCGACCAGGACCCAGGUGUUCCACUGCAGAGCCUGAAGCCACCUCCACCUUCAUCAUCAGCCUCACCCGCCAUGGCCUUCAUGGUGCUGGUGGUGCCCUCCACCCGUUCCCCCCUCUUUCACACCGAACAAAGUAUGGACUCGCUGACCUCAGAGCGGUGAAGGAGCGAUGGGUGUCGAUGACGCCACCUGCUGCUCAGAAGGAAAACAGCAUAAACUUUACAUUUAUUUUUAGUUUAACUUUAAAGGGCAGUAAAUCAGCAUGUAAAGUCUAAAAUAAUCACAGCAGUAAUUCCUUUUACUUUAUUAACAUUAGUUUAAUGUUUUUGAGGUGAAAAUGAAAACCACCACAGACGCGUUUCUGAUGCAAUAAAAGCUUUUUAAUCAGAUUUUUCACACAAGUAAUUGAUGUAUUUAAAUGAAUGGUUUUCAUCAAAAACACAGAUUUGAUUCAGUUUCUUUAAAGGAAGCUGAAAAGGAACCGACCCAGGUUCUACCACAGCCGCUCUGAGGAGAAGCCGCUUGGCGCUUAGACUUCUAACCACAGCUACCAGGAAGUGAGCGGAAGUACAGAUGCCAUCAUGCUAAAUAUUACUAGUGUCUACUUUACUUCAUGCUAAACGGGACCAUUCAUGACAUAACCACGUUUUGAAUCCAUAUCCAAGACGUGAUUACGGCUCCUGACCCGUUUUAUCUGAAUCACACAAAAGAGUCUAAAAACCAAACCAACAUCGACGUCAAGCAAAUUUGACGGCUUCCUUCUAAUUACAAAUAACUUACGUUACACUUGUCUUCUCAUUUCCAAAGCUUUCAUAUAUUCAAGUGAGAAAUGGCCGCUCAUCGCAGUGAUAGCGCUAACAAUGCUAACCCAGACGAGUCCCUCGAGAGACGACCUGCUGUUUCUGUGUAUUAAUUAUGAAGUCAAUUGAAACAUGUAAAAGUAUUCACGUAUGAUUAAAUGGUGUUUUCUCUG